Molecule: messenger RNA, 1143 nt
Organism: Westerdykella ornata
Lineage: Eukaryota; Fungi; Ascomycota; Dothideomycetes; Pleosporales; Sporormiaceae
Exons: 2
Coding region: 1-1143 (380 amino acids)
Source: RefSeq, a predicted model, not a curated record
AUGCGGCAUCUCUACCCGCCGCUCUAUUCCUUAACCACCACAAGCUUCAUACAGCUUUUCUGUCUUCUAGCAACGGUUCGGCACACCUCCGCAAUACCUCACUCCAGCGGAACACUCUUAAGGGUAACAAGGCAAUCCUCCUUCGAAUCACUAGCCCUCCCCACAUGCGCGCUAACUUGCUUCAUCACCACCCUUACAACCGAUGGCUGCGACAACGAGACCGAUUUCCAAUGUCACUGCAGAGGCGGACGAGCGCUUGCUUCAGCUCAGAAUUGCUUGAAUACAGGAUGCGGAGAAACAGAUAGGAAAGAGGCGACGGAUAAAGUAGGCUUUGCAUGUCGCGCAGUAGGAAUGGACAUGGGAAACACUGGUUCGAACGAAGAUAGGAGCUCAGCUUCAAGCUCACCAACUCUGCAAGUCACGACUUCCACAACCCAAUCACAGGCAGCACCUUCCACCGCGUCGGUAACUAUAACAUCCACCUCCUCGCCCUCCUCCCUCACAACCUCCGCAAUCCCUUCAACCACUUCCAUCCCAAACCCCACAAACAUGCCUUUCGCUCCCCGCCCAUCGAACCGCCAACUCUCCGCCGGCGCCAAAGCGGGCAUCACCCUCAGCAUCACCCUCUUCUUCUCUCUCCUCUUCGUCUCCACAACGCUCUACAUUCGACGCCUGAAGCGCCAACUCCUCGCCGCACAGGCCGCUGCCGCAGGCGUGCCCGAAGACGUCUGGAGGGCGCAUAUCUCCACGGCGGCGGGACUGCCUGGGACGAUGGGACGGCAGGCAGAUAGGAGGGGUAGUUGGGGCAGUUGGGGGAGAGGGAGGUCGACGUCGAUGCCUACGUCGCCGGUUAGUCCUUUGGAUUCGAGUGCUGGCUUCGGAUAUGGAGGUGGAGAGAUGAGGGAGACGUCUCAAGGCUCGAUGGCGGGAGUCUUCCAGGGGAAGAAGAAUAGGGGUCAAGUGUUGAGCGUGGUUGUAGAACGGGUGGAGGAAGAAGAAAGUAGUGGGGGAUCGAUACGGGAGCCGGUUCCUGGGCAGAGGGAAGGGCUGGUGGAUCCGUUGGAGUUGGAUGGGGAAGGGACGGGGAUUGUAGAGUUGCCUGUUAGUGUUACGCCGAGGGCGAGGAGUAGGGAGAGGAGGUGA